CAUGCCGCUGAGGCAUCUAUGUCCUAACGCCCAGUCGAGCGGUUGCAAUGACCGCGUCAAGCAGCAUGCAGGUUCCGACAGCUGUCAAAUGUCGCAACAUUUGCGAUGUUGUAUCGAGAGAUCCCUCCUUCCACUUGGCCCGACCUGGACGAGGCCCGGCGCCCUUCAUUGUCCCGUAACAUUGCACCACGUACACACAUUCUUCAUGGCAUGACAUCUUGACGAGUCAUCUGGAGAUUGAGAGACGCAUUAACGGCGGUUGCUGAGGUAUACCUAACUUGCUAAAACGUCAUGCGCCAUCCAUCAUACCGUCGAUCACGACUGGUACCUCUCAUUGUUAACACGAACUGCACGCGCCCCCGCUUACACCAGCCGACCAUCGACUGGAACUUGCUUGGGGGCGGGCAAUACGCCAUUUUCAAUGAUCUGAGCCGAAGGACUGCGAUAAGUCGUGCCUACAGAAAUUGCAAAGCAGCCUCCACGUUCUCUUCACCCGAGCACAAACACAAAGCCUUGCUGGUGAAUGACGUCGAGCGCCCCGAUGAUGCGAGGGAUAUUACGCUGAAACCAGGACAGGCGUUGUGUCGGAUUAGGCCGAGGAACGUCCCGAUAUAUCCAGGAAGAGCUCUCAAUGAAGGCCGACGUAAGCCAAGCGCUUUGUGCAGCAGCUGUGCGCGACUUCUCCCUGAUGAGCGAGCCAUAAGCCACGGAGUACCAAGGCACGGAGACCGGAACUUCGGUUUGGCCCGCGCGCCCGUGGGGUCCGGUUUUCAGUUAUCCGAGGCCGCGUUACCCCCGAAUGGAAACAACGCAGGGCUGGCUGGCUCUUGCGGGCGCCGAAGCCACUCGUUGGACGCCGGCCCCCAUCACUCAUCGCUCUCGCGCUAUUGGGUACCCCCGGACGUAAACCCCGCGCUGUCUCCUCGUGAUAAAGUGGGUUUGGUGGAGUAUGGGCGUCGUUGGUUCCUCACUUUUGCCGCCGUAGGCCCCCACCCCAGCUCCGCCCGAUCCGUCACCAUACCGAUCGCCAAGUAGUAGUCUCAAUCCCCAUUUGGUUGCCGUCAUACAAAGUUCUCACACCGACAGCACCCCACUCCCGUCCACUUUGCUCGGCACAACAGCCCACCCCGUGCACCUCGUGCUCUCCCCACUCCUCCCGU
Cutaneotrichosporon oleaginosum is the source of this 1160-nucleotide messenger RNA. RefSeq lists its product as uncharacterized. The record is from RefSeq and is a predicted model, not a curated record. Lineage: Eukaryota; Fungi; Basidiomycota; Tremellomycetes; Trichosporonales; Trichosporonaceae.